This is a messenger RNA of Vicia faba (fava bean), 1026 nucleotides long. The record is from the annotation of a GenBank genome assembly. Lineage: Eukaryota; Viridiplantae; Streptophyta; Magnoliopsida; Fabales; Fabaceae.
AUGGCUUUGGGGAGCAAUGAGAAAAGAAAAUCAAUUUUGAAUGUGAGGCUUGGAAUGGAUUCUGAUUCUCUUAGAAGCCCCACUUCACCUCUAGAUGUUACUUUGCUUUCAAAUAGAGGUAACAAUUUAAGAACAUUAUCAUCUGAUCAAGGACAAAAAAGGGGUUGGGACUGUACCAAAGUAGGUUUGAGUAUCAUAGAUUCUUUGGAAGAUUGUUCUAAAUUUUCUAGGAAUGUUCUUAUGUCAACUGAGUUCAACAAGGGUAGUAGUCUCAGUCCUAAUCCUAGUCCUCGAAUAAUUACUAAAGUACCGAGUUAUAAUCGCUGUUUGGAUUCUGUUAAGGCUUCUAAGUCGUUGCCGAAAGAUUUUUUUAAGCUGCCUUAUACUCGUAAUAGUUCUGUUUUUCGUAAGGGUGAAUCGAGUGUUGUUUUUGAAAUUGGUGAAACAUUGGUAGAACAUGAGUUACCCUUUGGGAAAUCAAUGUCUUGUUCAUUGGACUUUUACGGUCCAAUUGAUGAUUCGAAACCAGUGAGUUCUCCUCCUUGUUUUAUUGGAGAAAAUAUGAAUCCAAACAUGUUGCUACCGAUGUCUCUAUCUGCAAGUGAGAUUGAAAACUCUGAGGACUAUACUUGUGUUAUUUCGCAUGGUCCUAAUCCGAAGAAAACACAUAUUUAUUGUGAUUGCAUACUGGAAGUUCAUGCCGGUGAUGAUGUUAAAAAAGCUCUACAUGAGAAUGAAGAGAAGGAGGGUUUGUUUUGUUCCGUGGUUGACCGAUUCGAGACUACAAAGCAUUUUCCCUCUGCUGAGUUUUUGACUUUCUGCAACAGCUGCAACAAGAAGUUUGAAGAGGGUAAAGAUAUUUACAUCUAUAGAGGUGAAAAGGCAUUUUGCAGUUUAACUUGCCGCGCCCUUGAGAUUAUGAUUGAUGAGGAGCUAGAGAAAUCCAAUGCACCACCAUCUGAGAACUCUAUCGAGUAUGAAUCUGGUGGAGAAGUUUUUGGAUCUGGCAUCUUCACUGCUGAAUAG